This is a messenger RNA of Didymodactylos carnosus, 1569 nucleotides long. The record is from the annotation of a GenBank genome assembly. Lineage: Eukaryota; Metazoa; Rotifera; Eurotatoria; Philodinida; Philodinidae.
AUGCCGACUAUUGGUAUCAGGCGGAGUGCGUUAUUUCAUGAACUAGGAAAAACAUUUACUGACGCCGAAUUUGAUGAUCUAUGUUUUGAUUUUGGCAUUGAAUUAGACGAUGUUGAACUAUUGCAUGAUGGAUCAAAUGACGCUGAAUAUAAAAUUGAAAUUCCAGCUAAUCGCUAUGAUCUUUUGUGUUUGGAAGGAUUGGGUCGUGCAUUGAAUAUAUUUUUAGAAAGAGGUGGUAAAAUACCCGAGUAUCAUUUAUUUACACCAUCCAGUGAUAAAAUCAUACGUAUUAAAGUAUUGCCAAAUACUCAAUCUAUUCGUCCGUUUGUUGUUGGCGCUGUAUUACGUGGUAUAAAAUUUAAUAGUGAAACUUACAAUAGUUUUAUUAAAUUACAAGAAAAAUUACAUCAAAAUUUAUGUCGUGAACGAAAGCUAGUUGCCAUUGGUACACAUGAUUUAGAUACAAUUCAGCCACCAUUCUUCUAUGAUGCUCAACAUCCAAAACAAAUUAAAUUUAAACCAUUAAAUCAAACACAAGAAUUUUCAGCCGAUGAACUAAUGGAAUUUUACAUGGAUUUACACAAAGCAAAAACUGUGCUCGAUACAAUUGUAACAAUGUUUAGUCAAUACUGUAGUACACCUUUCUUAAUAGAAACUGUAUCAAUUGAACAAGUUGAUGGUCAAAUGACACUCUAUCCUACACUUCAUUCUCGCACUGAAAAAGUAUCUGUGUCUAAAAUCAAUCAACGUAUUGGAAUAGAAGUUGACUCAAAUAAAGCUGCUCAUCUUCUAACACGUAUGUGUUUGAAAGCAUCUGUGAUAGAUGCGGAUACUCUUCAAGUGACAAUACCGCCAACACGUGCCGAUAUAUUACAUUUUUGUGAUAUUGCUGAAGAUUGUGCAGUUGCAUACGGUUUUAAUAAUAUUGUAAAAACUGUUCCAAAAACUAGUUGUAUUGGAAAUCAGUAUGAAAUUAAUCGUAUUACCGAUCUUCUUCGACAUUCAGUAGCCGAAUGUGGUUUUACCGAAACACUUACAUUUGCACUAUGUUCAAUUCCAGAUGUUGCCAGUAAAUUUGGGAAAGAAAUUGAGACAAUACCAGCUGUUCACAUUGCUAAUCCUAAAACACUUGAUUUUCAAAUUGGUCGUACAUCGUUACUUCCUGGUUUAUUGCGCACAAUUGCUUGUAAUCGUGGCACAGCUUUGCCAAUUCAAUUAUUUGAAGUAGCUGAUGUUAUAUUAAAAGAUCAAAGUCGAGAUACUGGUAGUCGAAAUGAGAGACGUUUAUGCGCUGUUUAUUAUGGUAAAACUCCCAGCUUUGAAACGAUUCAUGGUUUACUUGAUCGUGUUAUGCAAUUAUUAAAAUUAAAAUAUGAGACAAGUAACAGUGGAUAUUAUUUGAACAGUAAUUGUGAAGAUUCUGGCUAUUUUCCUGGCCGAUUCGCUCAAGUAAUAGCACGUGGCUCAAAUAUUGGCACUAUUGGUGUAUUGCAUCCAAAUGUUAUUGAACAAUUUGAGUUAAAAUUACCAUGUUCUGCGCUUGAAAUUAGUGUUGAACAAUUUGUGUAA